AGAAUUGAAGAUUCACUCACAGGCUACACUGCUACAGUCAUACUCAAACACCACUACCUUUCCCUCAAAAAACAAAAAAACACCACUACCUUAAUCAUAAAGAUAAUCCCAUCAUUCACGUGUUUCAUUCUUAACUGAAUUCCAGUUAAUUUUAUCAUUUCAUAAUUAAAGCAAAAACAAAAAAAAAUCAUUUCCAAAAUUCAAUUAUCUGUUGAAAUAAAAUAAAAUAAAAAGUUUUAUCCAUUCAGCAUUUAAGUUUUCAAGGACUUCUUUAUAAAAAGAGGUUGGUUUGCAUUUAUGGUUUGCAUUCAUUGUGUAGAGUAGAAAGUAGAAGUGGGGUUUUCGGAGGAGUGUAAAAAGAACAAUGGGUACAAGACCUUUGAGCGGCGGUUUGUGGUGGUUGUUAGCGGUGGUUUCAGUGGUGUUUGUUGUUGGUGGUGGAAGAGCAAAUGGGUACCCAAUGGAGGACCUGGUGGUGGAUUUACCAGGGCAACCAAAAGUUGGGUUCAGGCAGUUUGCCGGGUAUGUUGAUGUGGAUGUUAAUGCUGGAAGGAGCUUGUUUUAUUAUUUUGUUGAAGCAGAAAAUAACCCUGACAAAAAACCCCUUUCCCUUUGGCUUAAUGGAGGACCUGGUUGCUCCUCCAUGGGAGGUGGUGCAUUUACAGAAUUGGGACCAUUCUUCCCAAAGGGUGAUGGAAGAGGCCUAAGGCGAAAUUUGAUGUCAUGGAAUAAAGCUUCGAAUCUCCUCUUUGUUGAAUCACCUGCUGGAGUGGGAUGGUCGUAUUCGAACACUUCAUCUGAUUAUAUUACCGGGGAUGCAACCUCUGCUAAGGAUAUGCUCACAUUUUUAGUGAAUUGGUUGGUGAAGUUUCCUGAAUUCAAAUCUAGGGAUCUGUUUCUUACUGGGGAGAGCUAUGCAGGGCACUACAUACCACAACUAGCUGUUGCAAUGUUGGAUCAUAAUGCUCAUUCAAACAACUCCAAGCUCAACUUGAAAGGACUUGCUAUUGGAAAUCCACUUCUUAAACUCGAUAGAGACGUUCCAUCAACAUACGAGUUCUUCUGGUCUCAUGGAAUGAUAUCUGAUGAAGUUGGCCUUGCCAUCAUGAAUAAAUGUGAUUUUGAAGAUUAUACCUUUCCUAGUCCUCAUAACGAAUCUGAUUCUUGCAACAAUGCAAUAUCACAAGCAAACACCAUUGUUGGAGACUACAUCAACAACUAUGAUGUUAUCCUUGAUAUCUGUUAUCCAUCUAUUGUCGAGCAAGAACUUCGCUUGAAAAAAAUGGCCACUAAAAUGAGUGUUGGAGUUGAUGUUUGUAUGACUUAUGAAAGGAGAUUCUAUUUCAAUCUUCCUCAAGUACAGAAAGCUUUACAUGCAAAUCGGACUAAUCUGCCUUAUGAAUGGUCUAUGUGCAGUGGGAUUCUGAACUACAAUGACAGUGAUGGUAGCUUGGAUAUGCUUCCUCUGCUUAAAAGAAUACUCUCAAAUGGUAUUCGUGUUUGGAUUUUCAGUGGAGAUCAAGAUUCUGUUGUGCCAUUGAUCGGCUCCCGUACCCUUGUUCGUGAGCUUGCUCAUGACCUUAAAUACAAGGCCACUGUCCCUUAUGCAGCUUGGUUUCACAAAGGACAGGUAGGAGGUUGGGCAACUGAAUAUGGAAACUUACUGACAUUUGCCACUGUAAGGGGUGCUGCACAUAUGGUACCUUAUGCACAGCCAUCAAGGGCUUUGCACCUUUUCAGUUCGUUCAUUCGAGGUCGAAGACUGCCAACUACAACUAAAUUAUCCAUGGGUGGUUAACUACAUUUAAAACAGAUUUAGUUCUGAAAACUACAACCUGCAAAACUCUAAUAAGAAGAUAGUUUUUAGAUGAUUACUGACUGAUUAGUGCUAAAGGAUACUACAACUUAGGAUACUUGAAUUUUUCGACGAUUUCACCAGCAAGAAAGCUGGCUGGUUCAUAGAUAUCUGUCAUGAGUGACUCAUGAGUGCUGGAAUCGGAUUCAAAGGAGUAAAGAUUCUAAUGAUUUGAGGAUUUGUAAGUUCAUUAGCUUUUUUUUAAAAAAAAAAUGGGAAAUAAUAUUUAUGUUCAACUA
Molecule: messenger RNA, 2094 nt
Organism: Spinacia oleracea (spinach)
Lineage: Eukaryota; Viridiplantae; Streptophyta; Magnoliopsida; Caryophyllales; Amaranthaceae
Product: serine carboxypeptidase-like 42
Exons: 10
Coding region: 365-1798 (477 amino acids)
Biological process (GO): proteolysis
Molecular function (GO): serine-type carboxypeptidase activity
Source: RefSeq, a predicted model, not a curated record